AUGACAUCUGACCGUGAGUGCCAAGCGUCCACGUGCCCAGGCGCCAACAACCCCAGCCCAAUCCAUCCAAUCCAAGAUCCAUCACCAACAACUUCAACGUGCGACGACGACGCUCGACAGAGCGAAGGGACGGGGCGUUUUCGUCUGGUGUCAUCAACCACUUCCCCGCCGUACCAGAUCCGUCGGUCCAACAGUCCGUCUGAAUCGAACUCCGCCCGGAAUGGCUUGCGGUUCGAGCCGCCUGAAUCCUUGGCCUGCGACUUCCUCUGCCUCAGUUGCCUCGUUUUUCAUCGCAGCAAACGCGUCUCCACCGCCUGUGAUUUCUGUCGCAAACGCAAGAAGAAAUGUGACUUUCGCUACCCCAAUUGCUCCGCAUGCACACGCGCGGGCGUCCGAUGUACCGUGCCACCCCCCGGUCCACAAGUCGCUAGUGCCUCCGUUCCGCGAGAUCAGCUCGAGAAUCUACAGAACCGAGUCCGAUGGCUGGAGGAAGUCGUGCGCCGCAAAACCGGCAUCCCCAUUGCCGAUCGUCCAACAGGGAGUGCGUUGGAUGGGGAAGGGGAUCCGGACUGGUGGUAUCAGGUGCCAACCAUGCUGAUGGGCCGUAGCAGCAGCCUGUCCCGGCCGUCAACGACAACCGCGUCCAACAGCCCGGCGAGCGCGUCGACGGUGGGAACGGAGCUGCCCAAUGUCGGCGAGAUCUUUCGGGAUCACCUUGAGCAUCGACCACCAUCCGUUGUCCGUCCUCCGGUCACGUCGUCUGCUCCUCGUGUCCUUCGACUCGCUUCACUGCAGGAAGCAGAGCGGGUGGCUUGUCAGUAUUUCGAUAGUAUGGGCUAUCAAUAUCCGUUUUUACAUCGUUCGGACUUCUUUCCUCCUCUACGCCGCAUCUACGCCGGCGAGACCCCUGCUCCGGAAGUCCUCUAUACUUAUCACAUUACGAUCGCCAUCUCCCUAUUAAUUGGGGCAUCGGACGAAACCCGGGCUAUGGAAUUCUAUCGCGUGAGUCAGGAAACACUGCCAAUAGCGCUGCAGAAUGAGGACCUGGCUGCAGUCCGUGCUCUACUCAGCCUGGCGUUGUACACUUUAUUUGCAACCAGCGGUCCUAGCGUGUGGCAUGUGCUGGGCACUGCCUUGCGUCUGGCGACCAGCCUGGGUCUACACAAAGCGCGCCCUGUAGCGAGCUUGGUGGAGGAGGAAAUGUCCAAACGGGUGUUCUGGAGUCUCUACAACCUGGACCGGUUGAUCGCCAGUACAUUGGGGCGACCGUUAGGGAUAGUGGACGAGGACAUCAGUGUGGGCCUGCCACGCGAGUUCAACGACGACUGGACCGAGGCGCCAGGGACCAGCGUGAUGACCAUUCCCGUGCAGGUUGUGCGCUUGCGUCGGAUCUUCUCGCGCAUCUAUCGAUACUUGCAUAAUAAUCAGCCACCUCCGGAGCCAAGUGAGGUGGCCCACAUGCUGAGUCACUUUCGUCAAGAGCUAGAUGACUGGCGUCGCAAUGCUCCAGUGUACCCGCCGGCCCUUUUAUAUUCCACCAGCUACUACGACUACCUCUACGCCACGACACUGUUACUGAUGUACCGUCCCAGUCCGCGGAACCCCACACCAGACGCGACCAGCAUUGUCAGUUGCGGCGAUGCCAGUAUCCAAGUCAUCCGGUCCUACUGGGACAGCUACUCUGUGGGAAAACUGAAGUGGAUCUGGCUGACGCUGAGUCAGACGUAUUUCGCCGGCAUCACGAUCUUGUGGUGUCUGAAUCAUGAUCUGCUCGCGGUGAGAGAUGGCCACCCGGCAGCUUGGCAGCCCGACGAUCAAACGAUGCGUCGUGCCAUCCAGGCGGUGGUAGUACUCCUGGAAGAAUUUGGCAAGCGACGACCGGGGGUGGAACGGCUGGCUGAGACGUUUCGACAGCAAAGCACAAUGAUCUUCAGUAAUCUCGCAUAUCAACAGGAGCAGCUAGGUCAGCAGAACCAGCCACCGCCGCAGGUCCCGUCUGUAUCACAACAGCCACACAUCCUCGUAGCACCGCCGGUGCCGUUGGCGCCCGUUCUGGAUGACGUGCUCCUCGUGGACGAGUCGGGAGCGAUGCCUGUAAUGGAUCCUCAGUUGGCACAGCAAUUGUUUUAUUCGUAUGAUUGGUUUCAAGAGGAGAUGGCUACGUAUUAUACCCUGUGA
Messenger RNA from Aspergillus tanneri, 2178 nucleotides. RefSeq names its product putative C6 transcription factor. The transcript has 3 exons. Gene Ontology annotation, molecular function: zinc ion binding; sequence-specific DNA binding; DNA-binding transcription factor activity, RNA polymerase II-specific. The record is from RefSeq and is a predicted model, not a curated record. Lineage: Eukaryota; Fungi; Ascomycota; Eurotiomycetes; Eurotiales; Aspergillaceae. Bases 1 to 2178 code for a protein of 725 amino acids. Gene Ontology annotation, biological process: DNA-templated transcription; positive regulation of transcription by RNA polymerase II.